AAACUGGUGACCACAGCGGUGAAGCAGUAGCGAGAAGAGGAGGAGUUUUUCUCCUUUCUUUCCCCCCCGGUCGACAAUCUGUGUCUGCAGGGGCUGAGAAUAUGACAACUUAAUUGCUUCUCUGUCCCCCCCUGAGGCUCUAUUUUCUUCUUUUAUAUUCACUUUCCCGUGUCGUCUGCCACACCUGCCUGCCAAGCUGGGCGCGGCUGGGACCGGAGCCCAAAUCUGUGUUUUGACUCGCCUGGGAAAGUUGAGCGAAAAGGCACAAAAGAAGCGAAGGGAGUUUGGGGGAACAUCCCCGCACGCUCUGCGCGUCAGCUCCACACUGACGCAUUGUUCUUCCACAGGAUAAGUCGCUGCGUCCUGAGAGGAACCCGACUGCGACAAGGAGACUGCUUGAAGAUAAGAUGGGAUGGACGAGUUAACAAGGCAGAUGGAGAUCUCUGGAGAAAAGGUUCUGACAGAAACCGUAACCUCCACCACCCGACUGACUUCUCUCCCACCAAAGGGAACCAGCGGAUCAAAUCACAGGAAUAUGUCCAGCAGUACCGGAGGGCUGGGUUUUGAGAAGAAUGUCUUAACGCAGAACAGCAGUGGAACCUACUUCUCUUCAUCCUCUAUAGGCGUGACGAGUAACUACAGCUCCUCCUCAGGAAUCUACCUGGGAGGAGAUUCCUCUGGAGGAGGUGAAGGUGGCGGGAGCUACAUCGAUGGAGAGGGCUAUGGGAGUGGAGCAGGAGGAGGAGGAGGAGGAAGAGUGGGAAGCAGUGGAAGCACUUAUCUCGUGAGCUCCGUGUCAAAGGUUCGGUCCAGCUCGUCGGGUGGUGCCAGGAGAGCUCAGACUGGGGGUUCAUCAGUGGGGCUGUCGCCAGGUUUCAGAGAGAGGAAGACCAUAACCAGCCGCUCGGGAGGCUACGACGGGAGUUCCAGUGGUAAUUCCUCCCCAGAAUUUUCACGCAAAGACUAUGGGAACUACUGCUCCGGUGCCACAAGAGGGAGGAGUGAAAGCAGAGAGAGCGAGAUCAGAGCCAGAUUGCAAAGUGCCUCCCCAUCUGCCGGAAGAUGGGCAGAGUUGGAAGAUGUGAAGAAGCUGCUGAAGGGACGCUCCAGCAGCGUCAGUCCAACCCGCUCCUCCGCCUCGGUCACCCUGCCAGUGCCUAAAAAAGCCAGCGUGGAGACCAAGACCGUCUCAGUGGGCACUCAAUCAGCUUCAACUCUAUUUGAACCUAUUGUUCAGACGAAUGGGUUCAACACUAUCGAUGUGUCGGGCCUCUAUGACAGCAGACUGACAUCCAGGCAGCGUGACUCUGGUGUCCAAACAGGCCAACACACUGUCACAGUGAAGUCAUGCCACUGUGACGCUGGCGUCAAAUCCAGCCAGUAUGACGUUAGCCUGAGCUCCGGUCAGUACGACACCGGUCUGAAAUCUGGACGAUAUGACAUGAAUCUCAAAUCAGGCCAGUAUGACACCACUGGGAGAUCAGGCCAAUACGACACCCUGGAUUCAGCCUUUCCCACUUUCUCCUGGUCCACCUCCACGCUGCCCUCCCCCUCCACGACCGUCGUCGCCGGCAACACCAGCAGCUACACCUAUCAGCUUGGUCAGGUCAGCGCCAACAACAGGUCGGGAGGCUCCCCGCCGCUCAGUCCUGUCCCACAGCAAUCUCUAUCAGUUUACGGUUUUCAGAAUAAUCUGGCACCCACCUCUAUCGGUGCGCUCACCACCAGCGGCGGCAACGUAACGGCUAACCUUGGAGGGUAUGGCGUCCAAAAGAACGUGUCAAACGGCAGUGCUGUCAUAAGCUCAGGGAUCUCUACAGCCACUAGGUCCCAAACCGAUGAUGUCUACAAGAGAGACUACAGAUAUAUGGCCUCUGAAAAGGAGAACGUUCCUGCCAGGAGGGAGGGAGAAAUGCUCAUUCUGGCAAAAGACAGUGGCAAGCAGUUUACCACCACCAGCAGCGCUCAUAUAGGAGGAGGUUCACUUUCAGGAGACUCAAUAAAGAAGGAGAAGCUUAUUUCCAGCUACGUUGACACGGGCACGCUGAAAGCAGAGACAGGCAAUUCAUACUAUGGAUCAUCCGGAGUCCUGAUGAAAGAUAAGGCAACCUAUGCAGAGAUUCACAGAGACAGCGGCAUCUUUGGGGGAGGAGGUCUGUGCUGCUGCUCCGACUCCUGCUGCUCCUGGUGGAAGUGGCUGCUGGGCUUGCUGCUCCUCUGCCUGCUUCUGCUCGGGCUCCUGUUUGGCCUCAUCGCACUGGCCGAGGACGUGAGGAAGCUCAAGAAGCAAGUGUCGUCUCUGGAGAACGACGUCUCAGUCGCCAAUGCUCGCACUAGUCGGCUGUCGGGGUCGGGUUCCUCCAAUGACAUCAACACCUAUGUGAGCGGCGGAGGGGGAGGCGCAGGCACCGACAACACACUCAUCCUCGGAUUCGGAGGUGCAGGUGGAGGUGGCUCGGAUUCCAAAACGCAAAUCAGUAUUGCUGGUGCUGGUGCUGGUGCAGGCGGAUCUGCCAGUCGGAAUGAUGUGGAUGUUGGCGUUGUGGGUGUCGGUGGUGCUGGAGGGGCUGCGGGAGCUGGAACUAGCUCCAGUAGCAGUGCUGGUACCAGCUUGAGCGGCGGUGCUGGGAGUGCUGGUACUGGCGGUGUCAGUGCAGGCGGUGCCAGUUUUGGCGGCGGCACCGGCGGUUCCGGUACCAGUUUUGUCAUUGGCGGCGGCGGUGGGGCCGGCAGUGGUGUCGGGACUGGAGUGAGUGGAAGAUACAUAGAUAGCGCCUUCCUUCAGAUGACCGUCCAUCAAAUGUUGAAGUCAGAAAUGCAGUCACAGGCAUUCAGAGGCUUCCUGGCAUCCUCAGUGCAGGGAGAGAGGGGAUUACCUGGGCCUAAAGGGGACUCUGGAUUGAAAGGGGAAGCCGGUUUUCCUGGAAUUCCAGGCGCACCAGGUCCUAUGGGACAUGCUGGUCCUGAAGGUCCCAAAGGACAGAAAGGAAGUCAAGGUGAGCAUGGAGUGGAAGGGCCACCAGGUAUUAGGGGCCGCGAAGGACCACCUGGGCCUAGAGGUGACCCAGGAGCUACAGGCUUUGGACUCAAAGGGGAUAAAGGUGAAGCUGGAUCUGUUGGACCUGCUGGGGCCCCUGGACCCAAAGGUGCACAAGGAAUCCAAGGGUUACAAGGGCCACCUGGUCCUCACGGUUUCCGUGGUGAGGCAGGACUACCUGGACCAAAAGGUGAUAGAGGGCUGGCUGGAUUCCAAGGACUCAAAGGUGAAACUGGUGAAAAGGGAGUCAGAGGUCUGCAAGGGGAACCUGGUUUACCAGGACCAGCGGGAGAGAAAGGCUCCAAAGGAUCUAUGGGACUUUCUGGACAAGAUGGUGAAAAGGGAUCAAGAGGUGACCAGGGACCGUCUGGACCGCCUGGACUCAGGGGUUCUGCUGGGCCUCCUGGAGAUGCUGGACUUCCAGGAACACCAGGCCUUCAAGGACCACCAGGAAUUCCAGGAAAUCCCGGCCGACCUGGAGCCAAAGGUGAACCCGGUCAAGCCGGACGAAUCAUCAAUGCAGCCGGCUCGGCUUCUGUUGGCAUCCCAGGACCACCUGGACCUGCUGGGCCCCCGGGUCCCGCUGGUCCUCCAGGACUAUCAGGUCCCAUUGGCCCUGCUGGUCUGCCUGGCCCACCUGGUCCUAAAGGUGACAGAGGAUAUAAGGGAGAGCAGGGAGAGACUGGAAUAACCAGGGAAACCAUAAGUUCAUCUGCAGCAGGGACGCAGUUCGGUGCUGGAGGAAGCUCCUCUUUCCGUAGCAUACCUGGGCCACCGGGUCCACCUGGGCCUCCCGGACGUCCAGGCGACUCAAGACAAGGACCUCCAGGACCACCAGGGCCUCCAGGGCAGCCAGGUUAUGGGAUACCAGGACCUAAAGGAGAAAAGGGAGAUGUGGGUUUCGCAUCCAGCUCAGGAACAUAUUAUUCUGGACCACCAGGACCUCCUGGACAGCCUGGACCUAAAGGAGCAACAGGCUCUCCUGGACCCCGCGGAUACACAGGUGAGCAAGGCCCACAGGGCGUGCCUGGGACACCAGGUAGAGCAGGAAGCUCCAUUACGUAUGGAGGAAACGCGGUUCCUGGACCACCGGGUCCACCGGGGCCUCCUGGACUCCCAGGGAUACCUGGAGUGAAGGGAGACACUGGAGCGCCAGGAAUUCCAGGCGCGUCAAGAGGUUCAGUCUCAGUCACCUCUGGCCCUGCUGGGCCCCCAGGGCCCCCAGGGCCUCCCGGCUCGCCUGGUUCCUUUGCUUCCUCCACUGAGAUGCGGCAGUACAUUUCAGACUAUCUGAGUAGAUACAGACUGAGCAGCCUACCUGGCCCUCCAGGUCCACCUGGACCUCCAGGACUCCCAGGAACCUUCUCAGGGUCUAUAGACGACAUCUCUACUCGCAUCAUUGCAUACCUGCGACGUUCAGACUCAGGCUUCAGUAUCGGCGUUCAGGGACCUCCAGGACCGCCCGGUCCUCCUGGGCCCACCUCUGGCUCCCUGACUGUCAGCGCUCUCAUCACCAUGCUUCAGAGAGAUGACGUGAGAAGAUAUUUGUUGUCUGGACCACCUGGGCCUCAAGGACCUCCUGGACCACCAGGGGCCUCAGGAGGACUCUCCGGCACUUACAGAAUAGAGGAGAUAGCCACUUAUGUCUUCAAUAUCAUGAACGAGAGGGGGAUUGCAAGAGGCCCGCCAGGUCCACGAGGUCUACCGGGCCCCCCCGGAGCUCCGGGCGCAGGAGGCUCUGGCUACACCACCGCUACCAUCGACUACUCGGCUCUGAUCCGAAAUUCAGAUUUCCGCUCCUGGAUCACUUCCGCUGUGCAGCAAGGUCCUUCUGGUCCUCCAGGUGCCCCAGGGCUGCCUGGGCCUCCUGGUCCUCAGGGGCCCCCAGGGGUCUCCACGGCGACAGUGUACGGAUCGGGAGGUCGUGGCUACAGCUUGGAGGACAUUCAGCGCUACCUGCAGGGUUCUGGAUUCAGAGGCCUUCCUGGACCCCCGGGCCCUCCAGGUCCCCAGGGGCCACCGGGCGCCGUCACCGGAUCAGUGUCCUACAGCGGAAAUCUCCCUCGGGAGAGCAUCCGCGCUGAAAUUCAACAGUAUCUGUCUAGCGACAGUGUUCGACGUACCAUCGCCGGGCCUCCAGGUCCUCAAGGUCCAAAGGGUCAGAAGGGAGAACGCGGAGAGCCUGGCUACUCCCAGAGCUACAUACAGAGCCAGAGCUACCAGCAGAGCGACGGUCGCUACGGCUCCCAGCGCAGAGACGUCGAUGUCAGCAGGCUCGCCGAGACGCUCGACUACUCCAACGUCGCCAUGAAAGUUACAGACUACAUUAAGAAUCAAGGCCUGCUGCAGCAGUACAUCUCCGACGGUUCACGGAGGACAAACGUCCGAGCAAUUCAAGGACCCCCGGGUCCUCCGGGGCCUCCAGGACCGCCCGGCCACAGCCGUGUGAUUGGCUCCUAUGGCAACGUCACAGCUGACCUGAUGGACUUCUUCAGGAGAUACGGCACCGUUACCGGGCCGCCAGGAAGCCCAGGUCCAAAGGGAGAGAGAGGGCACCCAGGACCCAGAGGAGAAAAGGGUGAUCCAGGACCUCCAGGUUUACCUGGAAUCCCAGCGCCCCUCACCAUCCAGAUUCCACACAAAGUGCAAAAGAGAGAAGCAGGCGAUAAAGGGGCGGUUCGUCAAAAGCGUCGUCGACGUCAAGCCGGCUUCGACUGAAGGCCGUCCCGCUGGCCGACGCAAUAUUCCACAUCAGCUUUAAUUGUUUUUUUUUGUUUUUAGAAUUUUAGUUGUUAAACUGUAUAAAUAUGCUCUUUACUGUUUCUUUCCAAGACAGGUUGGUUUGGGAAAAUAAUAAUAAUAAUAAUAAAAAAAAGCAUUCAUCUCUUUAAAAAUGCUUCUUGUAGACAUCUUAGCCUGUGGGUUUUUAGAAGGCUCAGACUUCACUGUUCAACUUGUGGGUGUGUAAUGUUUACUUUGCUUAGUUAGAAGCCUACGUUCCCUUAGCCUGGGGGCAGCUUUUUGCCAAGCAAUAAGCGGCGGUUGCUUUUUAUUUCAAAUGCAAGCAUCUGCUCUUUUUUCCUUUUUAUAUUUGCUGACAUUUGGGGAUUAUAUGUAUCGAGGACUAUAGGAGCGUUGAAAAGCAUUUAUUUCACAUUGGCCCCAUAAAAAGAAAUAUUUUAAACCAUUCGGCCUCUAACAGAAACAUGAGCUAGACUCGGCCUCAAAGUGAGGGCCGUUUUACGAAGGUUUUGAGAUUUACUUGAAAGGUUUCGUUGGUAUAAAGAAGAGAAAUAUGUUUGUAUUAUUACAGAGAUGGACUCGGAAAGACACGACUGAUUUAAUUGUAUAUUUUUGUGUAAGAGCACUGAAUUUGAUAUUUUCUAUAUGCUUUAAGUGUUGGAGAGAGUAAAUUAUAAACAUGGAUGAACCUUUUGGAUUAAAAUACCAGACCAAAAAAAGAAGAAUAAAUCUAUUUUUGGAUUUGGGA
Molecule: messenger RNA, 6527 nt
Organism: Gambusia affinis (western mosquitofish)
Lineage: Eukaryota; Metazoa; Chordata; Actinopteri; Cyprinodontiformes; Poeciliidae
Product: collagen alpha-1(XVII) chain-like
Exons: 55
Coding region: 413-5755 (1780 amino acids)
Source: RefSeq, a predicted model, not a curated record